Messenger RNA from Cucumis melo (muskmelon), 744 nucleotides. Its product is annotated as cytochrome b-c1 complex subunit 7-2, mitochondrial. Gene Ontology annotation, biological process: mitochondrial electron transport, ubiquinol to cytochrome c. Bases 22 to 549 code for a protein of 175 amino acids. NCBI's taxonomy places the organism in Eukaryota, Viridiplantae, Streptophyta, Magnoliopsida, Cucurbitales, Cucurbitaceae. The transcript has 4 exons. The record is from RefSeq and is a predicted model, not a curated record.
UGGCAUUGGGCCGUAUACGUAAUGGGCCGAUCGUUGCAUUCCCCCGUAAAAUCUUACAAACAACUCGACCAGGCGAUUCUUCCAGAAAACGUGAGAAAGGCGAAGCCGAAGCCGAAGUGGGCAGUGAGAAAAAUCAGAGAGCAAGUCUUUUGGGGGCAGGAAGAAAGGAGGGAGAUCGAAAUGGCGUCCUUUAUGCAGUUCCUCGUUGAUCCAAAGAAGAAUUGGUUCGCUCGUCAACACAUGAAAGCGCUCACCAAACGACUCCGUAAUUAUGGUCUUCGAUAUGACGAUCUGUAUGAUCCGUACUAUGACGUUGAUGUGAAGGAGGCUUUGAAUCGACUCCCGAGGGAGGUUGUUGAUGCACGCAAUCAGCGUUUGAAGCGAGCCAUGGACCUUUCUAUGAAGCAUCAGUAUCUUCCUGAUGAUCUUCAGACAAUGCAAACACCAUUCAGGAGCUAUCUUCAGGAAAUGCUGGCACUUGUAAAGAAGGAGAGAGCAGAACGUGAAUCAUUGGGAGCAUUGCCCCUUUACCAGCGCACCAUUCCUUAAGCUAUUUCUAAUUUUCAUAGUUAUUUUUGGAUGGAGUAAAUGUCGUUUAAGACACAGUUUCUUCCAUGUGUGAUGGAUUGGAACAUCUCUCCAUCAUUUAUUUGUUUUCAACUUUUGUAUUUCAUUAUCAAAGUUUCAUUCACCAUCUGUUCGAGUCAUUAUUGAUAUAUAAUAAGUGUGAAACUUAUUUUAUCA